Messenger RNA from Xiphophorus hellerii (green swordtail), 3452 nucleotides. RefSeq names its product mitogen-activated protein kinase kinase kinase 14a (gene map3k14a). NCBI's taxonomy places the organism in Eukaryota, Metazoa, Chordata, Actinopteri, Cyprinodontiformes, Poeciliidae. The transcript has 17 exons. The record is from RefSeq and is a predicted model, not a curated record. Gene Ontology annotation, molecular function: protein kinase activity; ATP binding. Gene Ontology annotation, biological process: canonical NF-kappaB signal transduction; protein phosphorylation. Bases 188 to 2791 code for a protein of 867 amino acids.
AGCAAAGACUGAGCUUUCAGAAGACCAUGAAGGAUAAGACAGGCAAACAGAGCCGUUAGUUAAUGCCGUUGAGGUUAUGCUGAGCAGAUACCAGCAAGAGCGAUGGUAUACGGAAGUAGCAUUUUAACCGCAUUGUUCUAAAAGAUCUUGCAGUGCAUGAAGUCGCAGCAAAGAUCUAUCAGAUGAAAUGGCGGUGAGGCAGAGGCUUUUCAAUUCAACCGCUCCAUUCUCUGGUUCCCCCAAAACCGAGCUGAAGGGGUCCUAUCCGCCCAGCUCCUGCAAAGAGCAGGAGGCGGAAGAGGAGGAAGAUGAUGGGAAGGACAGCAAACUGAGCUACAUGCAAGAAACAGGAUGGAUUCCAAGUCCACAGAUGAAAAAAGUCCUGACGCAUGGAACUGCCGAGCAAGUGGGAGAAAUGCCAAUCAAGACCUCUACCAUCAUUGCUCAAGCUGAAUGUGAAACUCAGGAUUCCCAGGAAUUCAGUCCCUCUUGUUCUGAAAGAUAUGUCCCCUUCCCAAAUUGUUUGACCAGCCUUUCCUCAGAGCACAACCAUGUAGCAUGCCCAACUUCAGCCUUGUUCCAAAAGCCACAUGUCACACAGGCAAAGAGUCAAAGAAGGCAAAAGAGCAAAGGAAAGAGAAAAAAGAAGGGGAAGGAGAAGCAGCGACGGAGACAUCGAACGCUCUCCGGAGUCCCUGAACAAGAGAGUGGCCUGAUCCAGGAGGAAUUCUCUGGAGGACUAAGUAGCUUUAGCACAUCUCGCUGUAGCAGCGUUGAAAGCCUUGUGGAGCAAGAGUGUGGCAAUCCUUUCUACAACAGACAGAUCUACCUGACUGGCUCAAGCUGCGCUCCUCUGAACUGGCCUCACCCAAACUUUAGCCUCUCCAGCUUCCCGGCAGAUGAGCAGGACAACAGCUCAGACUCCUUCAGCAGUGUGGGAGACUGCUCUCUCGCCCUUGCGGGUCUCAGAUACGUAGUCAGCCAGGCAGAUCCUUGCUACACGCGGCCAUUUUUCAAAGAUGUGGAGAGCGAAGCUAGGGAGAAUGAAGAUGAGCUUUCAAAGGCUGAUUCAGAGUGCAAUGAAGGACUCAUCUUCAACAGUGAUAAAAUCCAACCUGUGGACUUUGAAUAUAAGGAGGGGAGGGAGUACAUCCUCUCACAUUUUAUCAAAGAAGGUUCCUAUGGUGAGGUUCACAGUGCUCAGGAUGUCAACACAGGACACAGAUUUGCAGCCAAAAAGAUUGCCCUGAAGAAAUUCAGCAGUGAGGAGGUGGGUGCGUGGAGUACCCUCCGAUCUCCUCGUAUCACUGAGCUCUUUGGAGUAGUCAGAGAGGGACCAAAUGUUGUCCUUUUAAUGGAGGAAAAAUCAGGCUCCCUGGGUCAGCUGAUAAUGAAGCGUGGCCGACUGCCAGAGGAUUUAAGUCUUCACUACCAGUCUCAGGUUUUAGCAGCCCUGGAAUACCUAAUAAAGAAGAAAGUGGCACAUUUGGAUAUUAAAGCUGACAAUGUGUUGCUGUCAGAAGAUGGGAGAGACACUUUCCUGUGUGACUUUGGACAUGCAGAGAAACUCGACAACCAGGGUCAGAGCCUCAGUACGUCCAGAGAUCUGAAGGGAACAGAGACCCACAUGGCCCCUGAGAUUGUAAAAGGAGAACACCGUGGAGCCAAAGCAGAUGUGUGGAGCAGCUGCUGCAUGUUGCUUCACAUGCUGAACGGGUGUCAGCCAUGGACAAGAUAUUACACCUGCAGACUCUACCUGAAGAUUGCAAAUGAGCCUCCGCCGGUCGGAGAGAUCCCACCUGACUGCAGCCCUCUCACGGCUGAAGUUUUAAAGGCUGGACUCCAGAAGGAUCCAGUCAAGAGAUCAUCAGCAUCUCAACUCAAAGAAAAAACCGAUAGAGCUCUGAAAGAAGUUGGAGGAUUAACCAGUUCAGUCCAGGGACCCUACACAGAGCCUCUAUAUGUUCCAAACAAACCACCUGAUGACCUUCACCCCAUUUAUAGCAGUGGUGAGUUUGAGGAUGAGGAGGAACACAAGAAGUCUGCAGAUAAAAUAAUAACAGACCUAAGAACAAAAAACAAAGCUCCUGAGAAAGACUUGGAGACCAGCCUCAAUGAGCCAAAACGGGAGUCGUGGAACGCUCCACAGAUGCUCGUCCCUGAGCUAAACUUCAAGAGAAACAACAAGAUCACCACUGUGCCUGAACUUGAGCUUCGCAAACUGGAGCGAGACUUCUACCUGAGCAGUCUGUCGCAGCUUCCUUCUGCUGAGAUGCAGGAGCAGCUCCUGUCUUGUAUUAACAGUGACCAUUAUUGCAACUGGGAACUAUGGGACAAAAAGGACUCUGGUCGCUGGUCGCUGAACCCCGGAGAUGAAUACAGCUCCGGUUUCGUCUCCUACAACAGCCAACCAGAUGUACAGGUCUUCAGUUUAGAUUUGCUUGGUCAAACACCACCUUGUUGUUUUGAAGGGGUGGAUGUCUGCAUCAGAGACUUCAGCCGGAAAAAAAUUCAGAUCAGAGAGAAACGUCGGGUGAAGGUUGGCCACAUUGCUACUGGCAUCAGUGAUCAGAUUUCAGAGCGGGUGUUCACCCUGGAGACCCAGAACGGCCAGCAGAUCAGUCACGAGGAGGAGGUGCUGGAGUCUGGUCUUGAACUCCGCUGUGUUUCUGCUCCAGACUUCAGCUCCGCUUGGAGGUGGAGGAUCAAGGACGGAGUGUUGGAGACGAGCAAGAAUCCGCAUCUCUGUUCUACCACUGAAAUGCAGCUGAUUCACUCUGUCUUGACCUGAUUUAAUUUUCACCAUCCAAUGCUGUUUUAAUCAAUGCUUUAAAAAUAGUGAAUGUUUUAACAAAAAUGUCUCAUGUUUCAAUUGCUUUUAUUGGUGCGUUGUUUUGUAGCAUUGUGUCUUAUGAUGUUUACAUUAUGCUUUUUGUUACAUGUACUUGGAGGCAACAAACAUGCCUAAUUAUGUACAAUGUGUCAACAUUUGUUGUCAUUUUUAAAGCCAGCUUCUGGCUCCAUCCCUUUGGGUAUUAAGUCAGUUCAAUUUUAUUGUUUACAAUGAAAAAUGUGUUCAACAUCAUGUGAAAGUUUAGGCACGCUUAGUGUAAAAAGAUAAACAUGCUUUUAAAAUACAUAUUUUUGGGUUUUCCUGAAAAAUUGGUAUUGUCAGAGCUGUUUUAUCUUCUUAAUUGUCAAUUAUGAUCUUCACAUUUCUGGCUACAUGUCAGAAAAUGGUGAAAAAGUUAAAUGUUUUAGUCGUUCAGUCCAGAAAGUGAGACUCAUUAAUUUCACACCCUGAAAUAUUUCAAGCCUUCAUUUCUUAUUUUGGUAAUUAUGGUUUACUGAUAAUAAAAAUCCCAAAUUCUAUGUUGUAAUAUUUGAGUAUUGCAUAAGAUCAAUAAAGGGAUAUCCUAAAAAUAAAUGUUUUCCAUUUUUAUACACUUAAA